CUGUUUUCUUCUGUGAAAUGCCGUACUAGUAGAUUUCAAGGCCAGGAUCUGCUGCAUGUUUCCAUGGAGCACAGCGGCCCCUACCGUGCCGUGCAAAUCACCUUCAGCUGGGCUGCAGCAGCAGCCGCGGCCUUCCGUUCCCAGGUCCGCUCUGGGGCAGCUGGACCUGCAUCUGAGGCCUGGGAAGUCGACUUGGAGGAAGGAAGCUGGAAAUGUCGCUGCCCAGAUCUGGCGGAAGUCGAUUUGGAGGUGGGCAAGGAGUGGCGUGGCCGGCCCUUGCUGAAUGAGAGUGGAGCGCGGGGGCGGGGGCGAACUGGGAGCCGCCGACGUGCCCAGACUCCACAGCGGAAGACCAGAGAGAGCAGCAGCAGUGGCCAAAAGCCUAGGUCCGAACUCUUCAAGGAACGUUCGCCCGUGAAGGCCAAGGCGGCGGCCAAGGCCAAAGCUGAACCUCAUGAGCCAGAGCUGACAGCCAAGCUGAUGGCCCAAGCUGACCUCCAAGUGGCAGACCCCCCAGAAACCGAGGCUCCAGUUGAGGCGGCCGAAGCUUCCGAGCUUGGGGCUGAAACUCGUGAGGCAGAGGCUCCUAUUCACGCUUCUCCAACUCCAGGCUCUAAAGGCCCUGCUCCCACAGAAGCCAACCGUCCUGUGCCUCCACCGCUCUCUGCUUCUACCGGAGCAGCGCCUCAAGAAGCAGCGCGCGAAGACGUUCCGCGCACGGAGCGUCUGGGCUCGCGCCUGGGGCGCUUUGGGCGUCCGUUGCGGAGCUCGGCUCCCGGCGCCUUGGGCAAAGAUGGUAUCCCCGAGCCGCCUGAGGCGCCCCCUGAGCCGCCGGAGGCACCUCCAGAGGAGACCCCCGAGGAGGCAGAGCCGAAACCGACGAUGCAGAGCCCCCGCUUCGGGCGAGAGGAGCCUGGUGAAGUGCCGGAGGCCAAAGCAGCCCCGCAAGUGAAGCCGCAGCCUGUCCAGAUGCAAGCCACGUUGGAAGUCCAACCAAAAAGUUUAGAUACUUCUGCAGCUGUGGCCAGCCCUUCCGCGCAGCCUGCUAUGACUGUACCCGCUGCACAGCCGAAAAGUCCUGCAGUUGCCAAAGCCCCAUCACAACCUACAAGUCAAGAUGCUUCUCCAGCUGUGGCAGUGCCCCUAGCACAGCCGAAAAGCCCCGCAGUUGCCGAAGCCGCAUCACAACCAGCCGCUUCUCCGGCUGUGGCAGUGCCCCUGGCACAGCCGAAGAGCCCUGCAGUUGCUGAAGCCGCAUCACAACCAGCCACUUCUCCGGCUGUGGCACUGCCUCUGGCACUGCCGAAGAGCCCUGCAGUUGCCGAAGCCGCAUCACAACCAGCCACUUCUCCGGCUGUGGCAGUGCCUCUGGCACAGCCGAAGAGCCCUGCAGUUGCCGAAGCCGCAUCACAACCAGCCACUUCUCCGGCUGUGGCACUGCCUCUGGCACAGCCGAAGAGCCCCGCAGUUGCCGAAGCCGCAUCAGAACCCGCAAGCCAAGCCACUUCUCCGGCUGUAGCAGUGCCUGUGGCACAGCCGAAGAGCGCUGCAAUUGUGGAUGCCAUCACCAGAGGUGCUCCAUCCCCAGUGAAGGCUACAGCUCUCCGCGACACAGGUGUUGCAUCGAAGGCAGCAAAGGUCACCUUCAAAGAUGCUCCGAACGCAACGGAGGAACAGUGCUCGACACGCUCGGCUGCAGGAACCGCCAAGCAUGCCGAACAGGGAGGGGAACCUUCACUACAAGGCAAGACUGAAGCAGAUGAUCCCAACGAGCAGUCGGCUGUCGUGGUGCCGGUCUGGAACAAAGAGCUGCUAGGCUACCUCCAGUGUGAUGGGCGUGCUCUUCAGCCAGCACGGACCUCCUUUCAGCAAGGGGACCUUCGGAUGCUCCCGGCGAGCUGGGCCUUUACUCUACCUGAGUCUGGGCUGGAUGCGACCGCUGUCGGCCAGUGGCUGGAGGGUCGAAUCUCCUGGCCGCUGUGCUGGGCCCGCAUUGUGGAUGGCAUUCAACGUGCGGGCACGUCGGUGCGAAAACGGAGGGCCAAACCCUACGAAUGUCUUGAUGAUGGCACUCCUUGGAUUGAUGACUCUGAUAUCAAUAGCCAGGCACGUCAGGCGCUGGUGGACCACAUGCUACUGACGGCGAAACCUUGGAAUUUGGGGGCGCUGGCCGGUGGCCUUGCGACCUUGCCAGGCACGACGAGCCCCCUGGCCGCUUUUCUGCCAUGCUCCGCGCCCAUCUCGCCGGAGAAGGCUGUUGCGGAUGCAUUUAAGUGGUUUCAUCAGGGACUCCCCAACGAGGAUGCGUCCAUCUUGUUGGUGGGUGGCCACCAACCACUGGUCCUGUCGCUGGCCUACAGACGCCUGCAACUGAAGGCACACCCGGCAUCGUCCGGGAAUCAGCGAACGCUGCUGGAUGCUGCCAUCAAGCUGGAGAUCCUGAGAGCUGCGUCCCUGAAAGGUGGACCAUCUCGUUUGGAGGAACUGGCCUCCCCAGUGCUGAGUGAGCUUACAGACCACGAUCUGCUGAAGCUCGUUGAGAUUCAAAAGUCCCACGGCAAAGCCUCCAAUUCCGCUGCCAGAGAAGCUCACCUAGCCAGUGGGUUUGACAACGAAGACAAACAAGAUCAGCUGUGGAUAUACCUGAAGUCCUUGCACAAGCUUCGUGAAGAACUGAGACUUCUUCAAGAGACGGAAUUCUUGGAUCGCUGCAGGUUCAUCUUGGGUUUGGAGAGCUUGCCUGUGAGCAAUGAGAUGCUGACGAAAGCCUACAGAAAACGUGCCAAGGAGCUGCAUCCAGACAGGCAAGGCGACACUUCAAAGGAAGCCUUCCAAGCCUUGCAAGAUGCCUACGAGAAGCUUUGCGCCUACAACGCGGGCGUCCUGCCAACGGAUGAUAACGAGGAAAUCAAGGAGCAGGUGAACAUCCUUCAAACUGCGUUCCCGAGCAAGUUUCCCAAGGACAUGAGAGUCGAGGCACAAGAGGCACUGAGAAGUGCUCAGAUGGCUCUCUCCAUGCACCAGCUGUGCAAGCCCAAGAAGACUCGAAGUUUGCCCAGCUCCGUGGCGAAAGAGGCCGAGCGUGGGAAAAAGGUGCAUGGGAAGAAGCGUGAACGACAGACAAGUGUGAAAAGAAAAGAUAAGGAAGGUCAGGACCGUCAGACCGGUCUCGAGGAAGCCGGUAGUGCUGGUCUCCGGCCGCCCAGUGAGACGCAGAGCCAAGCGCAGAGUGCGCCGUCGGAAGACUACCAGGAGGAUCUAGAAAGCGAGAGUUGUGGAGAGAGUGACGACAGCGAGAACUGCACUAGCAGCCGGUGGGGGGCAGUAGAGGUUGGCCCCUGGCGCAGCAGUAGCAUCAUUGGGCGAACUGGCCUUUCUCUUCAUUGUGCAGGAUCUGUGAUGGAGGCCGGCAACAACGCCAAAAAUGUCGGAGGGAAGAUGCCGAGCUUUGCUGGGAAGGCCACUCCGAUCUUUAAGAUGAUACACAAAGAGUUACAAGAAGGAAUGGAUGGUCAGACCAUUGCUGACCUCCUGGAGCAGGCGAACCGGACACAAGAUGAGUUAGAAGCUGCGGUGCACUUGGGAAAUGCUGCGCGAGUGCUGGGCAUGCAAUCUGCCAUCGAAGCAUCGGAAUAUUCGGACAACACCUGCCACUGGGAACCUCAAGGCGAUGUGACUGGGAACACCCUGGGCUACCAGGCGGCUGAGCAGGCCGCAUAUGCGUCGCUUACAGGGGCAGCUGCUGUGAUGGCGAUGUACGAUGGCUUCGAGGAGAUCAAGCGCCUCUCUGCGAACUUGCAGCGGGCUGUUCGCAUCAAGUCGAAGCAUCCAUGGGAAGUUGACGAGCAUGACAUUGAAGAAUUAAUCGCAAAUGAGGAGAAGAGGGUGAGGAAGAUCGACGCGUGCGCAGCCUCGGACGACGUGACGCAGCGCAUCCAGCUGAUCUGCGAAUACAACGAGGAUAUGUUGCGAUGGCAAAAAGCCUUGAGACGAGUGGUUAGUGAAGUUCCAGGCUUUUUGAACCCUGUCUCUGUGGUUGACAAGGAGACACUUUUCUCCAUGAUUGCGGAGGUGUUGGAAGUUCUCUCCCAGCGCUUGUUGGACAUUCCCUCCACCGCGGAGACUCGUGAGAUCGAGGCAGUGCUCGCAGUGAUUUUUGUGGCCACUGCCUGGCAUUUGAUCGCAUCGCCACCCUCCGUGGAGGCGCGCUUGCUUCGCUUGGCUGCCCUGGUGGAUGUGGAGCUCCUGAAAUUCAUGCUCGAGGAGUGGAUUGGCACCGCCUUGAACAGCCUAGGCGAGCGAGGGCUCGGUCUGGAGCAACGGCUGGCGCUCCAAAGGCGCUGUGACCAAGCACUGACGGAUCUGAAGCGCUUCGACCAGGACAAGGCUGACAAGAGUGGUGAACGUGCCUGAACGUGAACGUAGCCUCACUCAGGGCCCCCCUGGGCUCACCCAGUCUUGCCGCGGCAUGUGUUGAGAGUUGCUGAAGCUUCCCCAGCCUGCGCCUUAAUUCAUUGCUUCAGACCCGUCUUGAAUCAGUGAUCAGACUUGCUUGAUC
Molecule: messenger RNA, 4558 nt
Organism: Durusdinium trenchii
Lineage: Eukaryota; Dinophyceae; Suessiales; Symbiodiniaceae
Source: the annotation of a GenBank genome assembly